UAUAUUUAGACAGCGUCGACGCAGUUGGUGUCCGACGGCGCGUAUAUGCCAUAGUCCGUCCGUUGUGCCGGGUAAUCGUAAAAAUAAUGUAAUACACGUAGCUAUUGUUUUAGGUGUUAUUGUUAAUAUAAAAAAUAUACAAAUAUAUUGUCCGUGAUUAACGGCCAAGUCGCCGGUCGUAGCCAAGUACCUUUAGGCGACCUACGAAAAUGAGCGCGAACAAAGGCAGUUUUUUCGACUCGGACAUAGAUUUGUAUCUGAAAAUAUCCAACUACGAGGAAACCGUCAAACACUUGGACAUAUACUACGGAAUAGUGAAAAGACAACUUCUCAGAUAUCAGAGUGCGAUUACCGGAUUGUUUCCCGUGCUGUCUGACGACGAAUACGAGGCCAGCGUCAGGGAUAGCAUUUACUGUGCAGCCGCCAUUUGGAGUCUGUUUCAAGCUUACAGGAGAAUCGACGAUGACCGAGGUAAAUUAUACGAACUGGGUCAGUCCGCCGUCAAGUGUAUGCGAGGCAUAUUGGCUUGCUGGAUCCGACAAGCCGACCAAGUGGAACGGUUCAAGAAACACCAGUGCAGCAAGUACGCCCUGCACUCUAAAUUCAAUUUGCAAAACGGCGAUGUCCUCUACUCGGACGAGGGUUACCCUCACCUACAAGUUGACGUGGUGUCGCUGUACCUGAUAUAUUUAGUCCAAAUGACUACCUCGGGUUUGCAGAUAAUUUACACAAAGGACGAAGUGGCAUUUGUGCAGAACUUGGUGUACUACAUCGAGCGCGCUUACCGGACGCCCGACUACGCUGUAUGGGAGAGAGGAAGUUCCUACAAUGACAACACGCCGGAAAUCCAUGCCAGUUCUAUCGGAAUGGCAAAAAGCGCUUUGGAGUCUAUCAACGGUUGCAAUCUGUUUGGAGACAAGGGGGCUUCGUGGUCGGUGAUUUACGUGGACAUAGAUGCCCACAACAGAAAUAGGAGUAUAUUCGAGACGUUGUUGCCCAGAGAAUCCAGUUCAAAAGCUGUCGAUUCUGCGCUGAUUUCCACGGUCUCCUAUCCCGCGUUUGCCACCCACGAAGAAAUACUGGUCACAUAUACAAAAGCCAACAUAGUGAAAAAGCUCCAAGGCCGGUAUGGUUUCAAGCGAUUUAAGCGUGACGGCUACAAAUGCGCCAUUGAAGAUCCGAACCGGCAGUACUAUAACGUCGGAGAAACUCAAGAUGGUCACGCUGAUUUUGGUUUUCAGGACUUUGAAAACAUUGAAAAUGAAUGGCCAAUGUUCUAUUUAUACAUGAUAAUCGACGGAGUGUUCAAAAACUUACCUCAACAAACCGAAGAGUACAAGAAAUUGCUGAAAGACGUGAUGAAGACUGAUAGUUUCGGAGACCCUUUCAUACCGAUGUUCUAUUACGUUACCAAGGAGAACGUAGACUAUGAAAAAGCUGACCCUGGCAGUCAACUUAGGUCGCCCGGGCCCAAAUGCGAAGACGGCGAGAAACAACCGUUGUUCUUGUGGAAUCAGGCACUGUACAUAAUAGCACAACUACUCACAUCCAACCUGUUGCACAUGAAUGAACUGGAUCCCAUCCGCCGGUACUUACCGUCCUACAACAGACCUAAGAGACCGGGACGUUAUUCGGCUUUUCAGACCAGGCACAAUACCGGCACGGCUACCGAUUUGGUCGUUCAAGUGGUUCUGAUAGCCGAGUCGAUGCGACUGCAGGCUAUGAUGGCGACGUACGGCAUCCAAACGCAAACGCCCCACGAAGUCGAACCGGUUCAGAUAUGGUCUUCAACUGAGCUUGUAAAGGUAUAUAAACAUUUGGGCGUCAAUAAGAAACUGAAUCUCAGCGGAAGACCGUUACGACCGAUUGGCGCUCUGGGCACUAGCAAGAUGUACAGAGUGUGUGGAAUGACAGUAUUGUGUUAUCCUUUGAUAUUCGAAGUAUCCGAAUUCUACUUGUACCGCGACAUGUCUCUGCUCAUCGACGACAUCAAAACAGAGCUGAGGUUCGUCAGCCGGUUUUGGAGGUUGUCAGGUAGACCCACGGUCUGUCUAUUGAUCCGCGAAGAACACAUGAGAGAUCCGCAAUUCGAAGAGAUGUUGGAUUUGUUCGCUAUGCUAAAGAAAGGUCACUGCGACGGUAUCAAAGUGCGAAUAGGCAGGUUGCAAAAUUUACUCUCCUCGUCUUGCAUGGAACAUUUGGAUUUCAUGAACGAUAUCGAGGCUGAACAGUUUCCUAAGAAAUUUCAGCCGUUCAGACAGUUGGAGUACGACUACAGCGGUUACCAAAGUUUGACCGACGUACCGAAAACGGUGGCCUAUGAAGAAGAUGUCAUUAACAUACAGAAAUAUCUAUUCCAAAGUACCAAUGAGAUUAUCCAAGUUCUACACGAGGGCGUCGGUUUAUAUUCACAAGCUCAGUUGUACGGGAUAUUGCUCAAGAGAGAAGGUCUUGAAAAAGAAGUACUAGGCUCAUCUAUCCAUACCCAACUGACCAACCUGUAUCAUACAGCGGGCUGUCUACAUUAUUGGAUAGCUGUCAGAUAUUGCAGUAGUCUGUUGCGUCACACGGUCGACAGCAUCAGUCCAUUUAUCACGGCCGUGUUGGUCAACGGCAAACAGCUGACCGUCGGGGUGGUGGAACACAAGGAAACGGUAUUCGACAAGCCCAUGACGCCGGACGUGAUAGACUCCAUUAUUUAUUCCACCAUACAACCGUACAACGUCAUACAGGCCGUACUCCAGCAGGAAAUCAUUUUGUACUGCGGUCGACUGAUCGGCACCCAUCCGGACAUGUUCAAAGGGAUACUCAAAAUCCGAGUGGGAUGGGUGUUGGAAGCGAUGAAAUUGCAACUGCAAUCGGAAAACGGAAAGAAAAUUUUAGAAAAUCUGAGUCCGUACGCUAUCAGGCAACUGUUGCAAAAAAUAUUGACUGUCAAAGUGUGGGCGCAAAAAGAAGGGGUUAACAUGCUGCACAAGCGCAAGAUCGAGGGCUGCUGGUGUCGGGUUCCCAACAGGUUUUACAAUCAAGUGUGGGACAUACUCAUGCGAACGCCCAGGGGCAUAAGGGUGUUGAAUCAAUCGUUGCCGCAACAGCCCACCGUCAACAACAUGACCCAUUCGGAGUUGCAAUUCGGCUUGUUCGUCGAAGACAUGUUGAACCGGAUACAAAAACCCGAAUAUAGGCAACUAGUGGUCGAGUUGUUAUGUAUCGUUUCCACGAUUCUCAUUCGCAACCCGGAACUCACGUUAAGGGACGAACUGAAUCUUGACAGUUUGAUCACAGAAGCCAAUAUAAUGUUUUGCAAGGACAACAUGUUGAAAGUCAGCGAAGACCUGGACCCGUUCAUAUCGAGCAAGUAUUCGACGACGACGGGUUAUUUGGCCAGAGCAGUCGUCAACAACAUACUGACGGGUGGUCAGCUCGAAACGUCUUCAGUCGACAUAGACGAAGACAGCGAAGAUGUCGACAAGUGUAAAGUGUCAUAAACGGCGUAAAAAAAUGAUUGUACUACUUCAUUAAUUGUAUUUUUUAAUUCAUGUUUUUAUUUCUAUAAAAAUACUUUUAGUGAGUUUUUUUUUUUAGUCAUACCGUCUUCUGGCUAUAUUAGUUUUUUGAUUUUAAAUAAAGUUAUUGUUUUUGUACGCCACGUCUUUAAUCG
Molecule: messenger RNA, 3661 nt
Organism: Adelges cooleyi (spruce gall adelgid)
Lineage: Eukaryota; Metazoa; Arthropoda; Insecta; Hemiptera; Adelgidae
Product: probable phosphorylase b kinase regulatory subunit beta
Exons: 21
Coding region: 210-3488 (1092 amino acids)
Biological process (GO): glycogen metabolic process
Cellular component (GO): phosphorylase kinase complex
Molecular function (GO): calmodulin binding
Source: RefSeq, a predicted model, not a curated record